AUGAAUCCCCCUACCGAGAUCUCUCCUUCUAUCCGCUUCCUCCUCGACGAGAUCCACAGGAGGUUCGAUGAGUUCGACGCUCGGAUGGAGCAGCGUUUCUCGCGGGCCAUCGCUGCGCUGGAGCCGCGGGACGCCGCCGUCGAGAUCCGCAUCGACAGUUUCGAGCAGUUUGGCGCGACACCGCAGGGUGGGUUGUUCGAGCAGCCUGCCCACAUCCUGGAGGAGUCGGCUGCCACCGACGCUGCUGACGGCGCCGACAUCUCCCUCGUGCUCGCGUCCGACGCCGAGGUGGUCCCAGACAACUGGGGAGGGCUGUUCGAGCAGCCUGCCCACGACCCGGAGGAGCGCGACCUCGACCUCUCUGCCAUCGAUGUCUUCGGCUCCGCCCAGAUCCGCAGCGAGCACGGCCACGAGCCCGCUCCCAUGCUCGACGCCGCGGAGCGUCCUCAUCGCCUAGCCACCGCGCUCGACGACAUCGUCGACCUCGACCGCCUCAGCCUCCUUCCAGAUGUGCUCCUCCGCGACAUCGUCUCCCGCCUCCCCAUCAAGGAUGCCGCGCGCACGGCGGUGCUUUCCCGCCGCUGGAGGCCUCUCUGCGCCUCCCCAUUCGUGUCGCUAGUGCAGAUGGAGGCGCAACCCUUCUUCCUUGUCGCAUGCACCAAGCAGGAGCGGCGCCCCAUCAUCCGCACCGAGGGGAUGGGUGCCAGCAGCCGCGUCUUCGUCGGCGUGAACAUACAGCGGCUCCACGAUGACUUCGCGCCCGAUGACCCCGGCCUUCUCCACUGUGUCUGCCUCGGCCCCGUCAUGUGUGUGCUCCGUGCCACCCCACUCGGUGGCUACGAUGGCUCCCUCGACGACGACCUGGAGUCCGGCAUCACCCACUUCGACGCGCCGCUCGACCGAGCCAUCGGUCGUGAUGGCCAGGCACCCCCCGCGGCUGCCACGCUCCGCGCCGAUGCUGUGGGGGCUGCAGGUGGUGGGCUGCUGGCUUGGGUGAUGGCUGCGAGGACAGCGCAGGCCAUAUGUUCGAUGAUUUGCCUGGCUGGCGACAGCAGCUUCGCCGACGUCCCCAUCGGCGCGCUCUGGGAGGAGGAGAUGCUCCGCUGGGGCGACAACAACCAUGGGCUGGCCCCGAUGUUCUACAUGGCCGAGCUCGAGGUGGGCGAGCUCCGACAGAGAGUGCUUCAUCCCCUGGCGGAGCUCCAGGAGCCGUGGCCUGUGGUUACCCAGGUUGUUCCUGGCGAGCUCGCACAAACAUCACCCUCAUGGUGUUCGACACCAGGUCACAACCAUGCUGGGUGCGCCCCUGAUUCAGUGACCACUGCACCGGUUCCUUCGUCGAUCCUUGCUGCGGCGCUGGCGUUUCCUUCCAUACCUGAGCCAGUGGAAGCAGCAGAAGAGUUUACCUUUGUCGUCGACUCACACUCCACCCUUGGGCCUGCUAUUGUGGUAUUCCAGGAUGUUGCAGAGCAUAACCAGCCAAGGAGAGCUAUGCUGCUACUUAGUGUUAGUCAAUGGGGCCUGAUUAUACUACAUGCAUCAUGCUCAAAAGAGUAUCUCCUGUGGGAGUGUUGUCCAAUUGCAGUAGCAAGGAUACGUGCUGUUGAUGUGUCAGCAACUCAGAUGGAAACUCGAAUUCUUCAAAUUACAAUUGUGAGAUGUUCUUGCCAUUUGCUUGUUCUGGUAGAACUUAUGAAUGGGAAAACUGAUUCUACAGUCACAUAUUAUUAUAUGCACACUUGUUGGGACUGCAACUCACUCUCCAUCCUUGCAUAUGGCAAGUAUUUGGUAACUCCUUUGUUGGUUCAGGAUGGAAAUCAACAGUCAUGCUAUAGAAUUUACAGAGAUGCUAGCAGCUCAACGUUAGCACUGAGUCUUCAAAAACUGGGCAUCGAAAAGCUAACUAACGACAACAUGCAGCAGUGGGUGGCCUCAAAUAUGAAAAUCGGAACCUAG
Messenger RNA from Miscanthus lutarioriparius, 1956 nucleotides. The record is from the annotation of a GenBank genome assembly. NCBI's taxonomy places the organism in Eukaryota, Viridiplantae, Streptophyta, Magnoliopsida, Poales, Poaceae.